Molecule: messenger RNA, 6181 nt
Organism: Dreissena polymorpha
Lineage: Eukaryota; Metazoa; Mollusca; Bivalvia; Myida; Dreissenidae
Product: cell death abnormality protein 1-like
Exons: 17
Coding region: 126-2888 (920 amino acids)
Molecular function (GO): zinc ion binding
Source: RefSeq, a predicted model, not a curated record
GGUUUUUUUCCCGCUGCGUUGACUGUGUGCGAACAUAAAUCAGCGUCAAUGUUUUAUAUAAACAGGGCAUUUAAAGAUGGCUUAUAAUUCAUAAAGAAUUAUGUUAAAAAGUAAAAAAUAAUGACAUGGAAAUGACACACGUAAUGAGUGUUUGCUUCGUCACCGCUGUAUUAGGAAUAACUGUUGCCAAUGCUGUCACCAGAGACACGCUCUCAGUGGUAACAACAGCUGCAACUGCAACCGUUUUCGGCAAUACUACGGGUUCCCUGAAUAGUACUGCGACGACUGCCACUACUUCCGGCAAUUUUACGCUCGUUACAUCUGCGGAGACUGCAACUAUUUCUGGAAAUAUCACGCGCUCGGUGGCUACCACUGCGGAGACUGCAACUAUUUCUACAGCAGCAACAGGGCCGUCACCCUGCUCUGACAUUAUUACAGUAUUUCCAUGUAGGAAUGGUGGGACAUGCACAAAUAGUACUUGCAGAUGCACCGCAAAUUUCACAGGGUGGUAUUGUGAUAUACCUAUCAAAUGUGCGGCUUCAGACUGCGUGGAGAACAAUACUGCGAAAUGCGAAAUCGAAAUAAACCAACAACCUGCAAGUUUUGGAGCGAACUGCACAUGCAAAUCCAAUUACGAAGGUGAGAAAUGCCAAACUAGGAAUGACUGCAUCUCUCUACCGUGUAAACAUGGUGGUGGCUGUUACCCUAUGAAGAAUAAUACCAAGCCCUACAGAUGCGACUGCAAGGUCGGCGACGCAUCACUUGACUGCUCAAUGAACGAAGCUGACGACUGCAAAAAAACUCCUCCUCUGAACGCAACGAGUUAUCGGACUUGUAUUGACACAAUUGGUUCAGCCCAGCUGAUAUGUUCUCCGGGCUUCAAAGGUCCAGGCUGCCAGUUCGUCGUCGAUGUCGGUGACAAUUGUACCCAGUACGGGCAAAACUGCAGCGACGAAGGAUAUUGUAAGCCCCUCUGUAACGUCCAGGAGUGCAAUGGAACUAAAAACUGCGCUUUCACAACAACGGCGUUUAAAAAGAUGACGAACGCCACUGUCUAUUGCGAAGCGUUAUUUGCUGAUGGAUAUCACCACGCUGAAUGUUUUUCUGAAGACAUGCUGUUUGACGGAUUUGAUCAGACUCUUAAUAACCUGAAUGAGUGUAGCCCGUACUUCAACAGCGUGUGCACAAAGUCAUUCGGGAACGGGAAGUGCAACGACGAUUGUAAUACCGACACGUGUCUAUUGGAUGGCGGUGACUGCUCGAAUGUGACGGCAUGGUUUCCAGACCCACUCCCGGGAGGCGUGGUCAUUCAGUUCCGCCGGCCGCCGGUUCCUGGGUUCCAUCGAAAUCUGUCUAUGGUAUCGAGGUCUCUAAUUAACGCAACACUCGAAAAAAACGAGGCCUUCCUCAAGGUACGUUCUACCAAUUUCACAACGCUCGGAAAUAUGACGCGAUUUUUAUCGGGCGUCAUCGGCAAGCGGCCUUUCCUGGUUGACUACGUCACUGACGUCUUUGAAUGUCCUGCCGGCCUAUGGAACACAACAAACAAAUGUAAAUCCAAAUGCGGCCACUGCGUGCAGAUAGACGACGUCUGCCAUUGGUCAACUGGAAAAUGUCUGGCCGGAUGUCAGGAGGGUUACCAUGGAGACGCUUGUGAUAAGAAGUGUCCCGCAAACUGCGUUGGAACAUGCGAUGGAAAUGAGACUGCGAUAUGUAAUACGUGCAAGGAUGGUUUCUUCGGACCGCAGUGUAACAUGCCCUGCGACAAGAAUUGCAUGAAAGACCAAUGCAUUUUUUCCGAUGGCAAGUGCGAAUGCGAUAGCGGGAUGAAAUGGGACGGAACAUCCUGCGCCUGUCCGCGUGGCCUGUUCGGUGAAAAGUGUUCAAUGUCGUGCGAUAGUUGUCGUGAUAAAGAUUGCGAUGGGUCAACAGGCGUUUGUGCGACCGGAUGUGUGGACGGGUUUUUCGGAACAAAGUGCGAACAAAGGUGUCAUGCAGGCUGCAAAGUGUGUGAAAAGUCAGGCGUGUGCAGCGAAAUGAGCGAGAAUGAGCACAGUCACGGCCCUGUGGACUCCUCCUCGGAUAACACGGGCGUCAUCAUCGGCAUAGUGGUAGCCGUGUUGCUGGUCCUAAUCAUUCUAGGAAUAGCCUGCUUCUGUUGGCGGAGACGUGGCCAGUCCGGGGAUUACCCAAUCAUGGACGACGACGAAGGCCCUGUUUCGCAGGGAAAAGCUCCCGCACUGGUUCCCACCGUAGUAUCCGGAAUGCAACCUCCAUCACCAAUGUUUGGACGGGCACAUGAGAUGAUCGACAUGGACGCCCCGGAAGGGGUUGUAGUUUACGACGGAAGGGCGUCGUCAAAUCCGGUCACCGCCCAGCGUCCUCCUGGCGAGGAAGAAAAGGGCGACCACGAGCCGCGACAGCCCGCCGAUGGCGACAGCGAAGCCGAACCAGAAGUUCAUACCAAUAAUGGCGUCAAGGGACCUCGAGUUACGUCAUCAGUAACGAUUGAAGUGGAUAGCAGGGGCCGAAUGUUGAGCAUCACAGACGCGGAACUGGUACCUUCCCCGUCCAUGCUGAAACACGACGAGGAAGUGUUUACGAUGGAAGAAGAGAAUCAAACGGGCAACGAAAUAAGCGACAAACCGGAAGUAGAUGGCGGGGAGGCGGACACGCCCCCACAGAGUCCGCUGUGGGACGUCAAGGCGCCUCUAGCGUCCGAGGAGAACAUACUCUCAACUCUUGGACCUAAACUGGAACGCACGCUGUCAGAUGUCAAGGGCGACAACUCUAGCUCGUCCGGAAGCUCGAGCAGCUCCCGGAAGUCGAGUCAGUCAAGCAAAUCCAGCACCCCCAGUUCUGACAAUGAGGAAACUACGGAAAUGUGACGUGGCGGAAUGGCAAUGCGCUUCGAUAAAAAACACUUCUUUUUUAACUUAAUAUAGCCACGUGACCCUUUUUAAUGUGAUAAAAGAAAUGUUAACAUACGGAAAAGUUUAUUUUUCCUAUUCCAGAUACUAAAGAAACAUUAUAUUCAAUAAAAAGAUACUUUAAAUACACAUUAAGUAUAUAUGACUUAAAAAUAAAAAUCAUAUGUAAUUGAUACAACUAUGUAGUUUUUGUCAAUAAUUAUUUAACAAAUAUUUCUUGUGUAUUUUUUUAAAACUUGUAACAACGUAACAGACCAAAUACUGACGUACAUCUAUGUCGUAUACACGAGGAAUGUUGGUAUUUGUUUUUAAUCACUUAUUCAUUUGUCAGACUUUAUUGGGUUUCAUAUGGAUAAAGGUCACCUUGUAGGUAUGAUUUUAUUGGAUCUUCAAAAAGCUUUUGACACAGUAGACCAUUCAGUUCUUCUUAUGAAACUAGAAGCCAUGUGCCUCAGUCCUGAUGCUCUCUAAUGGUUUAAGUCAUACCUUUCUGACAGGCAACAACUUGUUAAUGUAGCUGGUUCUUUCUCUUCUAGUGGUAAGGUUACUUGCGGUGUUCCCCAGGGAUCCAUCAUGAGGCCACUACUUUUCUUAAUAUAUGUAAAUGAUAUGCAGGCAGUGGUUAGAAAUAAACUUCUUCUGUAUGCUGAUGAUUCUGCCAUUCUUGUUGCAGGUAAAGACAGGUCUUUCGUAGAAAAAGAACUGACAGAUGAAUUACAGUCUGUCAGUCAAUGGUUAAUUGUCAAUAAACUUUCUCUUCAUUUAGGUAAAACAGAGACAAUUCUAUUUGAUUCUAAACCUAGGUUAAAAGAUGGUGCUUCUGUCAAUGUUAGUUGUAAUGGUACUCAUAUUCAGACAACUUCUAAAGUCAAAUAUCUUGGUGCUACACUUGAUCAGUCUCUGUCUGGUGAUUCCAUGGCUAGUUCUGUUGUUAAACAGGCCAAUACAAGGUUCGAGAUUCUGUAUAGAAAACGUUAUUUUCUCUCAUUCCACACCAAAAAACUUUUGGUCAUGGCUCUAAUCCAAUGUCAUUUCGAUUACGCAUGUUGUUUUUGGUAUCAUGGUAUUACCGAAUUUUGGAAAGAUAAACUUCGAGUCACUCAAAAUAAAUUAAUAAGGUUUGUCCUUAGUCUAGGUCAUAUGCCACAUAUAGGUAAUGAACAUUUUAAGAUUUUGAACUGGUUACCUGUUCAAAAGAGAGUGGAGCAAGCUACCCUUUGUCAUGUUUUCAAAAUCAAAAAUGGUUUGGCUCCUGAAUAUAUGAGUGAAAACUUUGUUCCCUUUGACACUCUUCAUCCAUACAAGACUAGGUCAAGUGAAAGUGGGUGCUAUAUUUUACCCAAAGUCAAAGGUUUUGGUGCGAAAUAUUUUGCAUAUAAUGCUUGUGUUCUGUGGGACAAACUACCUUCCUCCUUAAGGAAUAUUACAAGUAUAUCAAAUUUUAAGUUGUCAGUUAAAACUCAUCUUCCUAAUAUGUAAUCACUCUUUUAGAUCUAUAUUGUUAGUUUUUAAUUGAUCCACAUUUUAAUAUAUCUACCUUUUUAUGCAAUUAAUUGUCUUUUAUAACUCAAAUCUCUGAUAUUCAUCUCAUGCCUCUCUAUGUAACUACCAUCAAUAUCCAAGGACCACAAUGGAAAUAGGAGAUUAAGUUCCUGUUUUGUGUAAUCCUUGGUAUAAUGUUAUUGGAAUGGUUUCAUUUCUCAUACAUGUUUAUUGUUUUACUAUGUUAUCAUGUAUGUAAAUUGAUUUAUCAUGUUGUAUCAUUAUACUGAAAUAAAUCUAUCUAUCACUAUUCACCAGGAAAUUAUAUUAUUCAUACAUGUGUUACGUAGGACUGUUAUUUGAACAAAUAGAUGUAAAGCUACAAGCUGAUUUUCACGGUGUCCACUUAAAUAUCUGUUGAAUCAUCGUAUGUAGUGUAUAUUGUAAUUGUAUACCAUAUCCUUCAUAUGAUUCUAAAUGUCCGAUGCAAUCUGUCAUUUAGAAGUGUAGUUUUAUAAAUAAAUCACUUCGAUAUAUAAGCUGAUAUUUUGUCUUUGUUAGCCUUCUCCAUAUCGCCCCAUUGGUGCAAAAAGGUACCAUAGCCUUCUAAUUUCAAUGUUAAAUGGUACCUUUUUACACCAAUUGGGCGAUAUACGGUAGUCCAAUCACGUGUUUUUCACGACGAUGUACAUUGUAUUUCAUUGUCAUUUGUUUCACAGCCUUGUAUUGUUCGACCAUGUAUUUCACUGCUGUGUUUAUCGAUGUCAAUUUAUUAUAACCCUGUGUUAUGUACUGUCACAAAUUUCUUUGCACGGUAUUUCACUUACAUGUAUUUCACAACGAUGAACCGGUGAGAUGAGUUUUCAUGACCAUUGUCAUUUGUCUGUUAAUAAUGCAUUGUAACCAGGUUUUCCAAAGGAAAAAACUGGUUAUUAGAUUGGCGAAUGCGGGCGGGCUGGCGGGCUGGCUGGCGGGCUGGCUGGCGGGCGGGCGGAACAAGCUUGUCCGCUCUCUAAUUCAAAUAGUUUUCAUCCGAUCUUUACGAAACUUGGUCAGAAGUUGUAUCUAGACAAUAUGUAGGUCAAGGUCGAAUAUGGGUCAUGCCGGGUCAAAAACUAGGUCACGGAGUCACUUAGUGCAUUUCAAUGAUUUAGCAUGGUGUCCGCUCUCUAAUUAAAGUAGUUUUCAUCUGAUCUUUACAAAACUUGGUUAGAAGUUGUAUCAAGACAAUAUCUAGGUCAAGUUCGAAUAUGGGUCAUGCCGGGUCAAAAACUAGGUCACGGGGUCACUUAGUGCAUUUCAAAGAUGUAGCAUGAUGUUCGCUCUCUAAUUGAAGUAGUUUUCAUCUGAUAUUUACCAAACUUGGUCAGAAGUUGUAUCAAGACAAUAUCUAGGUCAAGUUCAAAUAUGGGUCAUUCCGGGUCAAAAACUAGGUCACGGGGUCGAAAAAACAGAUUGAUUUUGAAACAAGGGGGUAAUUGUGAUGAACAAUCAGUAGCAAUGCACAUUUUGAGUUGCAGUUGUCUCCCUUUAUCAGACUUAUUUUUAUUGAAAACCUGGUUUUAUGACAAUUUUGUCCCUUGUUUUUUAAUUGUAUUCCCAAAUGCUAAGUGCCAUAGUAGCAUUAUCAUUUUCUGUUAUUGAUAUACAAUAUGUAUUCUUAAACUGGCUUUAGUUUUACGAAUGCUGCUUUGUAGAUGAAUGUAUCAAACUAAACAUCAUUCUCUUAUUUUGUGUAUUUGUUAAUCAAUACAAUAUAACUUACCUUA